CUCGGCGAUCCCAGCGACUUCGCCAGCGGUUCGCUGAUCUUCGAGCGAUGGCGUGCGGCUUUGCAGAGGCGCCUUCGAGCAAUGCAGGAGAAGAAUGCUGGGAAGUACGGGGCGCCGGGCAGCCACGCGCAGUUGCAUUACCAGGCACCGGGACACGAGGAUGUCUUGGAUGCAGUCAAGGACCUCGUCGAUACAGGGACAGCGCAAACAGGCUUCGAAAUCUUGAACCGCGUGGACGUCGCGCCGGCGCUGAUGAUUAUGGACCUCGACCAAGAG
Messenger RNA from Symbiodinium sp. CCMP2456, 276 nucleotides. The record is from the annotation of a GenBank genome assembly. NCBI's taxonomy places the organism in Eukaryota, Dinophyceae, Suessiales, Symbiodiniaceae.